CGGACGAGGUGGGAGGCGCGCUAAGAUAUCCCCCUUUCGGAGCGAGUGAAACCGAGUCAACCGGACGACAUGUUGGUCCAGGCCGCUGCUAAGGCGCACACGGAAUAAUUCUUCCUACUGGAGCCGGAAUGGCGGUCAGUUUCCUCGACGGCGUCGAAUGAAAACAGCGCCAUUCGUGUCGGCGUCCAUGAUACGUGAUGUUACUGCAGCGGAUUCCGGAGCUCGAGCUCGGAACGGCAGCGGGAGAGAAGUAACCGCUCCCCCUGCUCCGCGUUUACUUCAACCAACGGCACGUUGUGCCCGUGAAGUAAGACUUGGCUCUAAGAUGGAUCCUUGCGACUGAGAGGCAAACACACCGUUGUGUUCUGCACAGCAGCUGAUGCCUCCAAUCAGCACAAGCCAUGCCUGACGAGUAGAGUCUCCGUUUUGCUCAAAGCAAUAAAAAACAACAACUCAAAGAAAGGAAGUACAACAAGAAAAACAACAACAUCCUACAUGUCACCCCAUGUAGUCCCCCUCUGGUGCGCCCUGCCAAAGUGACCCCCCCCCCCUGCACACUCACCCAGCCCAUCCUUCCUACCCCUCCACCCGCACCCACUCCGCAGUACCCAGCCGUCACCAUGCCACUCCAGCUGAGGAUGACCAACACCUGAGAGCUCCAUGCGUCCCGUUAGCACCGAUUCCGACGGUCCCGCUCCUCCCCAAGGCCUCUCACGCCCCCGUCCCUUCCCUCCGGUGGGCCCCCCGCUGCCCGGUUCCGACAUGUCCCUGCGCCAGUCGCUGGGGCCGGUCCAGAGCUGGCUGGGCCAGGAGCUGGAGAAGUGUGGUAUCGACGCCGUCAUCUACACCCGCUACGUCCUCAGCCUCCUCCUGCACGACAGCUACGACUAUGACCUGCAGGACCAGUGUGUUCCCUCUUUCCACCAGGAGAACGACAUCUUCCUGGGCUGGGAGAAGGGCGCCGGGAAGAAGUGGGGCAAGAGCAAGAGGAAGGGAGGGACGGACCUGAGUCUGGAGGAGAUCAAGAAGCAAGCCGCCGUGCAGUGUCUGCGUUCUGCCUCUGAUGAGAAUUCUGGAAUUGAGAGCCUGGUUGAAGAGCUUUGCUCCAAGCUCAAGGACAUCCAGAACCAACAGAAAGAAGCAAAACAGAUCAGAAAGAAAUCGGAUGGUUCCCAGUCUCCUGAACGAGCAGAGUCCCCCUCUUCAAAGGACCAGGUGGAAAUGUAUUAUGAAGCCUUCCCUCCUUUGUGCGAGAAACCUGUUUGUCUGCAAGAGAUCAUGACGGUGUGGAACAAGGCUAAAGCCUGCGCCUACUCGAGUUCUUCCUCCUCUGCAGCCCCACAGACCAGCACGGACACCUCUUCUCCAAAAGAUUGUAACAGCGAGGGAGAGGUGACCAAGGAGAGGAGCCUGGAGCCGGGUGCUACCACCAUCACCAUCGAGAAAGCGCAUCAGCGUCAAAACAAGGAGAAGGAAAACCGAUACCACGGGAGCGCAGCGGCCGAGGAAAGACCUGCCGUCCACACGAAGAGGCCCAUGAGGCACCGAGCAGAGGGGAAGCAUCGUCCCCGCUCCUGGUCCUCUGGCUCUAGCGAGGCCGGCUCAAGCUCCAGCGGGAACCAAGGUGAUUCCAAAUCGUCCAGCAACAAAGCAGUAAGAACCAGGCACAAGUCCAGAGAGGUGGGGAAGGCUAAGAGAGGGCGCAACAGCGGACAGAUAAAGUUGACCACAAAGGUCAACGAAAGAGGGGAACGAAGGAAUGCAGGAUGCAGCGUCGGAGUCAGUGUCGGAGGUGGCCCAGUCAAACAACCACAGCUUUACAGAAAGGGGAAGAGGUCGAUGAAGGAGAACCGUAAAGAUCCGAGCUGGGCAGAGGCUAAAGAGUCUGCCCUCGAGGCCAGGGACAAAAAAGAGUAUAUGGAGGAGCCCCUUUGGUACACCGAGCCCAUCACAGAGUAUUUUGUACCUCUCAGCAGCAAACACAGCAAGCUGGAGACGAAGUACCGAAGCAAAGCUGAAUCCAUGGAAAGCUUUGCCCUGUCCACUGACAUGGAGAGGCUUGCGGAGGGCAGCCAGGGAAUCUGCAUCGCCAACGAGAGCUACCAGAGGGCCUACUUGGCGGCGGGCUCCUUCGUAGACGGCCACUUUGUGGAGGGGCCGGACGGAGUGGAAGACGAAGCAGACGACCUCGCCGGAAACUCUUGCUGCCCUCAGCCAGAGGACGGUGGAGAUUUAGAUGACAAGCAUCUGUCCGAAUUUACUCACUUCUAUGAAGUAGACAUAUACCAAUCCAUAUUGGAUACGAGUGCCUCAGACUCCAUACAAGAGAGUCGGAUCCUCAACAUGAUUCGACAAAAAAGCAAAGAGCAAAGAGACAUUGAGGCAGAAUGUUGUUUAGUAUUAGAUGGCCUUGAGCUGAGAGGGGAAAGUGCAAUAAGGGCAGAAUCGCAGAAGGAAUCGGAGUCUGUCGGAUUCCUAAUGCAGGAUCUUGACCACACGGCUCCAAUCUGGGGGAGCUACUCUCCCUCCAGCUCCGAGGAUGUAGAGGGAGAGAGCUUUGUAGAUACUCCUAUCCUGCUGUCGCCCCUGCUGGACAGUGUGUCCUUCACCCUGAGCAUGCUGAACCCCGAGAUGUCCCGUCUUCCUGAAGCCCCCGGGGAGCCAUCUGCGCCCAACUCCUCCUGUUUCUCGCUCUUUGAGCUGCAGUACGAUAGCCCCAACGUCCCCUUUCCCUGCGACUCACUCGCUGUCGGUCACGAAAACAACACGGAUUCAAGUAGCUGUCUCGACCCACAUUCUAAUAAACAGUCUCGUUUGCUAAUAUGGACCAAAAAUAGUGCCUUUGACGAAACGGAACAGAAUUGUUCCAACCUUUCGACGCGAACGUGUAGUCCAUGGUCGCACUCUGAGGAGACGCGUUCAGACAACGAGCAAGGGAACGUACAAAUGGAGGAUCCCGCUCAGAUUGGCAACGAAGAAAUUAACUGUAAUAUCGCCCCAAUUUCUGGUACCUACCUAGAGGAGGAAAUCCUAGAGUUUUUGCAGGAAGAUACCAGUCGGAAGUGUGAGGAGAGCAACAUUAGCACACCGUUAAGUCAAACAUUCACCAAGAAAUCUAAAUUGGAGUCAAUAUGUGGCAUAGCUUUGGAGGAGGACGAUAGCAGGCAGUACAACAGUGGCAUAUAUUCUGACAGCACAAACCAACAGAGUGAUGAUUACAGCUCAGGGAUAAUUAAGGACAUUUGGACAGCCAUCGGAGAGGGCGAUCCUUUGGCGUCCCAGCAAGGAGUAGAGAAGCCAAGCCAAGGCAUGCUUUUGGACAGCCCGAGCGGUUACUGCGGCAGCUGUCUGGAGGUCCAGGCAAAAGUGAGUCCAAUUCAGGGCCCCGCGGAGAAGGCGGUGCAGCGAUCCGAGUAUCACCUGUGGGAGGGCAAAAAUGAAGAGCAGGUCAGCCUGGUCAAGAAUAAGCUCCCUAAGGCCGAUGGUGCCGGGGACUACAUGACUCCGUCCAAGCCCUGGGACAUGACCUCUGACAAGGAGAGCACGUCGUUCAUUCUAGGAGGGGUGUACGGAGAGCUGAAAACGUUGAGCGGAGACAAGAACUGGGCGGUGGUACCGCCUGGUGAAGCCCAGGGAAGCCUCCUGCAGUGUGCGGCAGCGGCAGCUUCGGCCUCCGGCUCGGACAUGGUGACUGUAUCUGGCGCAGACGUGUUCAUGAACGCCAGCAGCCGCUUCGCGCCUGGGCACAGGCCCCUGUGGAGGCCCCUGGUGUCAUUUGGGCAGGGCGACCACCAGGCCAUCAGGGGAGGAGGUGAAGAGGGAUUGAACAAGGGGUUUUCUUUCAUCUUCCAUGAAGAUUUACUUGGGUCGUAUGGAGGCUUCAGCAGCAAGGAGCAAGACCUAGAAUACCCGUUUGCAUCCAUCAGCCUGACAAAUCCCUUCUCCCAGGUACUUCAUGUCGAGUGUUCCUUCGAGCCUGAGGACAUGGCUUCAUUUAGCCCGGGGUUCAAACCCAAGUCGAUACUUUGCUCAGAUUCCGAGAGCGAAGCCCUCCAACCGCGUAUAUACGGCAUCAACCGGACGCAGUACAGGGCCAUCCGCAUAUCCCCCAGGACACACUUCCGGCCGAUAUCCGCCUCGGACCUGUCUCCCGCCGGAGGUAGUGACUCGGAGGCAGAGUCCGAAAAAGAAGAGAUAAGCUUUCCUGACCCGCCACCGGUGGAUGUCUUAGAAGACCCGCAGGCGGACCUCAAACCUCUGGAAGAGGACGCAGAGUGUGAGGGCCCUUUCUAUGGAAAGUCGGAACUGGAAUCUGGGAAGUUCCUGCCCAGAUUAAAGAAAUCGGGCAUGGAAAAGAGUGCCCAGACCUCUCUGGAUUCUCAGGAGGGCUCUGGCACCCUCCUUCCCAUCGCUGAGCAAGAGGUCUGCCUCGACUGUAAGAAGGCGGCAGCUUUGUCGAUCGCGAGUGAAAGGGUCGACGUCCCGCUCAGCAAGAUUGACAAGGAGGCUCCUUGUGGGGAAAAAGAUUCCUGCUUAUGUGCAUUGGCAGAUCAAGUGCAUGGGAUCACCUACGACCUCGUCAAAGAUAAAGCAGAGUUUCCCCUGUUGAGCAUAAGUGGACAGGGAGGAACCAGCACCCAGCAGGAUGACUGCUGGUGGCAAAACACUCUUUGCUCCCCUCUUUUCCCUGGAUCUCAAUGUACAGGGAGCAGCAACAUUUGAAUACUCCGGUUUUACAGGGGACACCUGUUGUAAGAGAGGAAGGGUCUUCCUCGCUGGCGACUGGACCUCCACCAGCCAGAGACGUGGGGAGGGGGGUCUCAUUUGAACACCUCACUGAAGGCUCAUGUUCCAAAGAGACUGCCCCCCUCCUCACUUCACACACCAACCUAAUCCUGCUGAUUUACUUUUUAUGUUAAACCUUGUGUAAUCAACAAUCAGAUCGACAAAAAUAUAUAUAUACAUACAAAAAGCAAACAAAAAUGGGAAAAGAAAAAAAAACAAGUGUUCAUGUCUUUGCGCCAUGUGCAGUCGUGGCGAAAUGUUUUAGUUGAAUCUUAUUUCUCAUUGUACUUUGGUCCCAAGACUUACAGUUAGGUAUAAUGGGGGAGGGGGUACAAAAGCAAACAUGCUUUUCUGACCUGGUCACUUCUCCUUCACAUUUCUUUUGUUUUUAUUUAUUUUGUUGCUUUUGAGCUUAGGAUACUGCUUCGGUGGUGUCCGGCUGGAUGUGCAUGUGUUUGUCUCAAAUAGUCUCACUCCUUGUUUUCUAAACGUGACCUAUAGGGACCUAACCGAUUGCGGUUUAAAAUGUGUAAACUGCCCCCCGCACCCCCAUAAAACGAGUGCUAAUGCAUCAUUUAAUUUUUGUAACCCCAUCCUCUGUUCAGAAAGUCUACAUCAAAAAUGGAUGUUGGGGGAUGGGGGGGUAGUUUUUGAGUUGUUUGAGAAAUAAAUAGCUUGGAUGCCUUUCUGAAUGAAGUAGUGUGUGGGUGUUUUGUUUUUCUUUUGUUUUUAUCUGAAUGCCCUCCUCCCCCCCCCCCCCCCCAAAAACAAUUUUCUGCAAUGUCAAGUCGGUUCUUCUUUAUUUUUAUAGCGACUGUCCACAACACCACAGAGAAUCAGCGUGGGGGAUGGGAAGGAAGGGGGGAAGGGCUGUGACGAAAUGUCUUUAUUUUCCUUUCCUGCGGGAUUAAAAGAAAAAUUGGUGCUAUGAUUAUAAAAAGGAAAGUCUGGAUGUAUAUAGAUAUCUUAAGAUAUAUAGAUAUCAAUAUAGAUAUAGGAAUAGAUAGAGCUAUAUCUUGUUCUAUAUCUAUAUAUAGAUAUAGAUAUACAUCUUGAUUAGAUGAUAUAGCCAAUUUUGUUCAGUCCAGACAGUAGAAUGCUUUACUUUCGGUAUUGAUAUGUUUUAUGAGGGGGAAAAACGACACAUUUUUGGCUGUUCUUUGAAUUUGCUUUACAAUGUUUUUUUUUCUUUCUUUUUUUUUCACGAUUACUUUUAACCUUGCGUCCACGCCAGGCCUGUAAUCGAUACUGAAACACAGGCAUGUGAAGAAGCUUCCCUUGUGCAAAGUUUAACACAACAUUUAACAAAGUAUAGCGUUUUCCCUUGUCAGUAGAACUCCAGCAAAAAAAAAAAGUAUAUACUAUUUUGAAUGGUAGAAACAAAGAGAAAAAGACGACACAGAAAGAUACUAGAUACAAAUGCUUUAUUCUUUAUUGAAGUGUUUUUUUCCUCAAUUUUAUUUUUGGUUCAUAAUAUUGUUCAAAUAUCCAGCAGUUUCACUGUGUGUGAGCGUGUGUCUGUACGUUUGCAUUGAGCUUAUAACACUAAUUUAACAAAUUUGUGCGCUCAGACUUUAUCUCAGAGAACACAGUGUAUGCAAAACAUACAUUUUUCUAAAUGCAAGUAAUUUGUUUUCCCCAAUUAGUUCAACACAUGUAUUUCAUAAAAGCCCUAAAAUGGGUGGUUGGAUUGAUACUUUUUGUGGCCUGUGCAUUGGAAAUUAAAUUUUGAGGUAAUGCACCUGCAAAUAUUUGCUUUUAUUCUUUUUAUUUUGUGCAUGUGUUUUAGGCUCUGCGGUGGAUUACAGUUUCUGCUCUCCCUGUUUAAUUAUUGAAGGGAUUUGGGAGGAACUCGCACUGCACUCUACCUAUUUGAAGCACAGAUUACGAGAAAACCCAAACCAUCAUCGCAUUGUUUGUAGUGGCCGAACCGUGCUGCCAUAUACCUUCUCUCUGUGUGCCGACCGCUGUAAUGAACUGAUGCAGGUCAAGGUCCACACCGCUGUGGCCGUGGCUUUACAUACGGCAUCUCUGAUGGGUCAUCUUGAGUUCCAAUGCAGAGUCAUGCAUUCAUUGUAUGAAUACAUGCCCCAAGCAACAUGUAUUUCCUUUUUGGUCACUGUUGGGUUGACCGUAGAGGUCUAGUGGCAAGGUCUCUGAAUUCAGGGGAUUGCUUUAUUUUGAUUCUCUUGACAGUCAUACAACUCAGGAAAUUGUUUCAAAAAGGCAAACAACACAAAUUGCACUCACGUCAGCGAGUGUGUAAGAGGAAACAGAAGGAUUUUAGAGCGGAUUAGUGAUACUUCCAACUAGUUGACUGUCAAAAAGGUAAUGCUUAAAUGCUAGGGUUUUAGGGGCAACCAAGCCACCGUAGGUUAGGUAAGCAAUGUGGGGGGUAUUCCCAGGACCCUCAGUCCUAUGCAAUACCUUUGCGCAUGUAAACUUUAACAUUUAGGAUAUGGAGAAAUCGUAUCACUUAAUUUUGCAUGUUAAUUACUUUUGGAGUUAGAGGGAUGGCUGAAAUGAUCUGCGCAUUUUUUCUUAAAAAAAACAAAUGCAGCAUGCAAACAUUACACUCCCAUCAAUUUAUGUUGGAUUUAGGUAAAAAUAAAAAAGCAAUUAAAAACAUGACUGUGUGUGUGUGAGUGUGUGUGCGCGUGGGUGUGUGUUUAUUUGUCUGUAGAAAAAGUUAAGUCACAAAAAAGCACUUACCUGGGGCAUUGGAAAUCAGUGCAUCCUUUAUUAAUUAUAUUCUUCCAUUGCUGGGUUGCUUGAAAACAAAUAAACAAAAAACAUGUUUGAUUGGAGAAUGCAUUCGAAACCACAUGGGUAUGAUUGCACUGUGGUGCUGGAACAAAUCCAGCCCUCAACAUCUUUAUUUUCAUUCCCAAACAUUCAUGCCCUUCAUCUUCUAUUACACUCUUCCAUGUUCUCCCCCAACCUCAUCAGUCCCAAAGUAGAUGUGUUGUUCGGAUUUCAUGAUCAUACCAAGUAAAUGAUUUGGUUUCAUUGUGGAGUGUCUUUUACAUCUAAAUAAACAAAUAAACCAGCCUA
Messenger RNA from Gadus macrocephalus (Pacific cod), 7839 nucleotides. Its product is annotated as KIAA0232 ortholog. The transcript is spliced from 8 exons. NCBI's taxonomy places the organism in Eukaryota, Metazoa, Chordata, Actinopteri, Gadiformes, Gadidae. The coding region runs from base 661 to 4722 and encodes 1353 amino acids. The record is from RefSeq and is a predicted model, not a curated record.